Xenia sp. Carnegie-2017 is the source of this 2465-nucleotide messenger RNA. RefSeq lists its product as uncharacterized. The transcript is spliced from 7 exons. NCBI's taxonomy places the organism in Eukaryota, Metazoa, Cnidaria, Anthozoa, Malacalcyonacea, Xeniidae. The record is from RefSeq and is a predicted model, not a curated record. Gene Ontology annotation, molecular function: zinc ion binding; DNA-binding transcription factor activity. Bases 63 to 2465 code for a protein of 800 amino acids.
UUUCUGUUUAUGUUUCCGCUGGUAAACUGUUCUUAUAAGAACAAGCACAUAUUUUUAUACAUAUGGAAAGUAUUGACAUUUCAGCAGCGACUUCUUUAUUUAAAAUCAAACUGUCUGAACGCUCUGGACUUGUGCAAAAUGUAGAGGAAGCAGAAUGUCUCCUUAGAGAGUACGAGUUGGCAAGCACAACUAAUUUUUGUGGAAAUAAAGCAAAAAAAGGAUUUGGGAACACAGAUCUCACAAGUGCCAAUCACAAGGUUUGGUGGGAAGAUGGCCAGCUUCCAUUUGACCAUAUACCGUUCGUUCAAGUGAACCAUAGGGUCUACGAUUGUCGUCAUGGGGUAGAUAGGCAUUCAAGCCAAAAGAAGAAAAACAGAACGUCAAAUUCUAGCGACCACUCGUUUAAGAAGCACAGAAACAUGGUUCAAGGAACAAGAAAAUUGAACUGUUCAGCACAAGUUCACAUGAGAGAAUACAUCAGAUUUCCAGACUUUAGGAUUAAAGAGCAAACGGUUUGGCGACAAAAAUCGAUGUCGAAAAAACUUAGGGAAUGCUUACAAAAAGGUGGAAAUGCCAAUGGAGAAAGGUGGAUCCAUAUCCAGUUGCCUUGCCUAUCUGAGCACAAAACUCACCCUAUAGGAAGCGCUGGAGGUUUUCAUCAAGGAAUUGAUAAGAUGCUUGUCUCCAAGAUCCAAGAAUUGGUUGUUGCUGGGGCUUGCUCAGUUAAAGAAGUUAGGAGGCAUCUUAAAAUCUACGUGGAGCAAGACCUGUACAAAGCAACAAAGGCACCCGCUAAAACCAAUCGGAGAUUUUAUCCUUCCAAACAAACUAUACGCAGCCACAUUUACAAGGCAGUCAUCAAAGAAAGAUUUUCAAAAUUUGACCAAGAAAAUCUUCUAAAGAAAAUCGAAGACUGGAAACUGAGGUGUCCCGACGAGUCUUUCUUCUUUCGCCCGCUUGCUAAAUAUUCAGCAGAGUCUUUGAUUACUCAAGAAAAUAGUGUUGAUAACGAAGAAGACGACGAUGACGAUGAUGAUGACAACACAGUUUUGCCAGAGUCAAAAAAUGGAUUGUUAUUCAUUCACCAGACUGUUAAUCAGAAACGUCUUCUAAAGAGAUAUUAUAACGAACUUACCCUUCUAGAUGCCACUUACAAAACGACAAAAUACAGCCUCGCUUUGUUUUUUCUUGUUUUUUCUUGUUGGUUCUUUUGUCCUGCAAAAUACGUCGAAUUAAAUACGAAAUUGCAGAGCAAUUACAGGCAGUACAAUUCUAAUGUCCCGUCAUACCUUCACGAAAGACCACACUUUAUGAUUAGGCAUUGUAUGGAAAGACUUGCAUCGUCAGAAGAUACCCUUGCAUCACACAUCAUGGUUGUUGACGAAGUGCAUGGAAUUUUCAAAGUUCGUAGUCAAGACGACAUAUGCAAGUUUUAUACAUUGUCGUUUGGAAGUGAUCCAGGUGAUCUUCCAAGCUGUGAUUGUUAUGACUGGGAAAGACACAGGUUGCCAUGUAAGCACUUCUUUGCGAUUUUCAAGAACUUUCCACUUUGGUCAUUUGAUAAACUACCGAAGUCGUACACGGAAUCUCUAUUUUUAACAGUUGAUCGAAUAGGUUGCACGUCUGUAAUGGAAACAAAGCCAUUUGAGGUAAGCCAAUGUCACUCCGAUGAUUCUUCACAAACCGUCGAAGCACCAGAGGAAAACGAAAUCCACGUAACUAAGGACAAGAACAUUUUCCCCACCAUUGUAGCUGAGCUAAAACGAAAGCCAUCUUCACCUAAAACAGAAGCCGUAAGGUGCAGAGAACGGUUGGGACAAAUAAAGAAUUUAACUUAUGUUGCUGAGGGAUGGGGAAAUGGCAAUGUUUUGCAUGAAGAAAAUGAUUUAGUGUUGGAAGUCAAAAAUAGCAAGUGUUUAGUAAAUCCGUUUAAACCCAUCCCAAAACCGGCAAAGAAAAAUCCCUGGUCAGGUCGAAGUGGUGCAAAAGCAGCAACUUUAAAAAGAAGUUAUUCUUCAACAUUAACAGAAAUUGAAGGAAAGCAAGCAAAGAUUGGACGAAAUGAUUCAAAUAUUGUGACAGAUGAAAUAAACUCUUCCCAUUACAGACCUAUUGAGCCCUUGAACAAAGAGUCGGGUGAUAAAUUGGAAAAGAUCGUUCAGACCCCAAAGCGUGGAUUUUCUAAACUUAGUGACAUUGACAUGAACAUAAUCAUCACCAGAAAAGAGUUAACAGAUCACAUCAUUGGUGCUGCACAUAAUGUUUUGCAGAAACAAUUUCCUGUCGUACUUGGUUUAGAAAACACAACACUUGGCCCUGUCACCAAUUUUUCUGUACAUCAGGGUACUUUUUCCAGAUUCUCCACACAGGUACUCAUCACUGGGUAUUGGUUUCAAAUAUUGACUGUCAGCCUGCUUCAGUCAAUUUAUAUGACAGUUUGUACAAUGGAAGAGUCAGUUCUUUAA